Molecule: messenger RNA, 1545 nt
Organism: Octopus sinensis (East Asian common octopus)
Lineage: Eukaryota; Metazoa; Mollusca; Cephalopoda; Octopoda; Octopodidae
Product: NAD-dependent protein deacetylase sirtuin-6
Exons: 8
Coding region: 128-1366 (412 amino acids)
Molecular function (GO): NAD+ binding
Source: RefSeq, a predicted model, not a curated record
UACAAAUAUCACCUUCCUGGUUAUCCUGUUUGUUUCUCUCCAACGUGUCUCCGACAACAACGUCGCUUUAUAUUCUAGAAUAAUUUGCUGCUUUACAAAACAACUCUGGAAUACUUAGGAACUCUCUAUGUCGGUCAAUUAUGCUGCUGGACUGUCCCAAUAUGCGAAUAAAGGAAAAUGUGGAAUUCCAGAAAAGUUCGAUACCGAUGCUGAAGUGGAAGAGAAAAUCUUACAACUUACCACGUUGAUACGAGAAAGCAAGCAUGUUGUAUUCCAUACUGGUGCCGGUAUUAGUACAUCUGCUGGCAUUCCAGACUUCAGGGGACCUAAAGGAGUCUGGACACUGGAAAUGCGUGGAGAGGAACCUAAAGUUGAUAUAACAUUCGAAAGUGCCAAACCAACUCUAACACACAUGGCCCUGGUGGCUCUUGAGAAAGCUGGCUUUGUCCAUUUUGUGAUCAGCCAGAAUAUUGAUGGUCUGCAUUUACGUUCAGGGUUUCCACGCAAUCGACUUGCUGAGCUUCAUGGUAAUAUGUUCGUUGAGGAAUGCGAUAAAUGUUAUAUCCAGUACAUCAGUGAGUCGUCAGUACCAACAAUGGGUUUGAAACAUACAGGUGAUUAUUGUUUACAGAUGAAAAUGAGAGGAAUUUGCAGGGGCCAAUUGACUGACACAAUAUUGGACUGGGAAGAUAAUUUACCUGAAGAUGAUCUCGAAACUGCCAACACGGAAGCAAAACUUGCAGAUUUGAGCGUUUGUCUUGGCACCUCCUUACAGAUUAAACCAAGUGGACGUAUCCCUGUUUUAACAAAGAAAAACGGAGGUAAACUCAUUCUCGUUAACCUACAGCCAACGCCACUCGAUCGUCUUUGUGACUUACGCAUCAAUGCAUAUGUCGACAGAGUGAUGAAGGGAGUCUGCCAGCUACUCGAUGUUGACAUACCAGAGUACUCCGGCUUCUCUUUCGUUCUGAAGUCUGUAAAUACGAAACCGAGAGAGAAAUGUCCGAGGAUGUUGUUGAAGCGUAAGAAAUCCAGACGAGACGUGUAUCGCGAGAAACUCGCCAAUUCUGCAAAAGCUGAGUCUACAGAUGCAGUCAAGUGUGAGAAGACGGAAACUGAAGACUCCGAAGAUCCAGUGCCUAUAGCUAUCAAAACAGAAGAGGAUAAGAAAGACGUGGUGCAGUUGACAGAGGACGAUCCAGAUUUGACUGAUACUGAAGAUUCAAAUGAAAACUGCAUUCCACCUGUAAAUAAACGACUCGCUACCCUCAUUUCAAAUGAAGGAACUAAUGAAGAAGAGGAGUGUGAGCAAUUAGAAAGUCCUCCUAAGAAAAUAUUGAAGAAGUCUCUCUUUUUUGUUAUUUGAAAUGAUAAUUAACUCAUUCUUGAAAAAGAUUUACCACACACGCAAAGAAAGAAAAAAAACCCAAGUCAAUUGUUAAUUUAGAGUGGUGGCCUACAUCACUAUGGAAGAAGUGAAAUGGAAAAAACCAAUGUAGAAGUGUUGGUGUUUCUGGUGGUUGACAUAGAAUGAAAAAAAAAAAU